AUGAGGGAUAUAUACUCUAAAUACCUAGAGAGAGUCAAAAGGAAUAUCCACUUUGCUGAUCAAAAAUCACAAGAUACAUCCCACAGUAAGACAAAUGUCAUAAGAAUAAGACCAAUAAAAGGCUAUGUUAUAAAGACAUAUGAGAAAAAUGGAGAUAAGGUAUAUAUCAACAUCUGCUUCUCCAGGUUGAUUCCAGAUUUCCAUCUAAAGACAUUUCCGCAUUUAUAUAAUGAAGAAGGAUUAAGGAUACCUAUAAGUAUAGGUGAAGAAAAGAAAAAACAAGACAGGAAAGGAAGAAAAUACCGAACUUAUGAUAUAGUCCUAAAUAAUAGAGUUGUUUCUGAAUGUUUAAGAAAUGUGAAAAUAAAAACAAUAGUUGCUGAAUUAGUUCUAGAAGCUGUCAAAAAUAAGUACAAAUUAGAUUUAUGUACUAAUUUGUUUCUUUUCCCCGAUCACAAAUAUAAAGGUAAUCACCCAGAUGAUCACUACAUAAAAUAUGAUCAACAACACAAAAUUAGAGAAGUUGAAGAGGAACAUAAUACGUUUUUUACCGAUAAGGAUUUAGAUGCUUAUGAGUUCAUGAAAAAUUAUAUCGACAAACAUGAUGAUUCGGUUGAAAAAAAUCAUGUUAAUGGAUAUGGAUAUCUUAAAGAACAUCGUGAAGCAGAAGCUUUAGCAAGUAAAUUGAUCGUCACGAAACCUGAUUGGGAUAUGUGGUUUAUUCCUCCAAAAUUGUUAGAAGAUCUGAAGCAAGGUGUGAAAAGAUUUUUUAUACCUUAUAUACGUAUAUUUCCAUUGAAAGGUGUUAUAAAUGGUUUGGAUUUUAAACCUCCUAAUGAUAAAGUUAAUAAAGAAAAGCAUUUAGUGGACACACAUAAAAAAAGGCAAAUAUUAAAAUCUUUUUUUGAAGAAUAUAAUGUUGAACUAGAUGAUGAAUUCUUAAAGUAUCAGGAUAUUAUUAAAACAGUGUGUGUUUUCCAGAUACCCCUUCAUUUUUUUGCUCUUCUUAAGAAAACAAUUGAAUAUGAUAUUGACAAAUAUAAUAAUUUAAUCCCUGAAAUAAUAGAGCUUUGGAUUUCUGACGACUGUUUAUAUAUUCAAUUUAAGAAGUCCCCUUAUUUCCCAGAUGAAAAAAACCCACCUUGCAAAAGUUUCUCUAUACGUUUUCCAUAUUACUAUGAUACGUCUAAAGCAAUUGCACAAUUUUUAUAUGAGUUUAAUCUCUUAAACGUUAUAGUACCAGUAAGCAAGUUGAGCAGUGAAUCACUUGUAUUUCAUGAUAACAAAGAAGAUAGUGAUUUCAGCGAUAAAACAUUCAUUCAACCUGAUGAAGCAAGUGUUACAUCUAUAUUGUAA
This is a messenger RNA of Plasmodium falciparum 3D7, 1356 nucleotides long. It is a transcript of the gene PIH1, whose product is annotated as putative PIH1 domain-containing protein. The transcript is spliced from 3 exons. The record is from RefSeq and is a predicted model, not a curated record. Bases 1 to 1356 code for a protein of 451 amino acids. Lineage: Eukaryota; Apicomplexa; Aconoidasida; Haemosporida; Plasmodiidae.